Molecule: messenger RNA, 1426 nt
Organism: Cephus cinctus (wheat stem sawfly)
Lineage: Eukaryota; Metazoa; Arthropoda; Insecta; Hymenoptera; Cephidae
Product: epimerase family protein SDR39U1
Exons: 6
Coding region: 276-1184 (302 amino acids)
Source: RefSeq, a predicted model, not a curated record
GAACUUUGUCGGCAUUCUAAAUGCUGAAUGAACAUUAGUAGUGCCACCACUUAAUUUAUAACGAAUGUACCGAAAGCAUUACCUUUUGGCAGAGCGAAUGAAUUUUUGGGUAUUUCUGGUAAUUCUACUUACAUAUAGACUACUAGACUACUAGACUGUUAGGCUACGUGGGGAUAUUUUGGACAUGCCGCUAGUGCAUAGCCACUUUGCUCGUUUUUGGAGCAAGUUUAUGUUCAUUAAAUAAAACAAGUAAAUUACCUCAUCCACAAAGAAAAAUGUCUAAACAUGUGGUUAUUGGUGGUGGGACAGGCUUUAUAGGAUCAGCUUUAGUGGACACAUUUAGAAUAUUUGGUGUGAAUACUACUGUUGUCUCACGAAUGCCUGGUCCUGGCAGAAUUACUUGGAAUGAGUUAGAACGGUGCGGUCUACCUGAAGAUAUAUCAGCUGUAAUUAACGUGGCUGGACAGAAUAUUCUUGAUCCAAGAUGUAGAUGGACUCCAGGCUUUAAACAAAAUGUAUGGAAUAGCCGUGUCUAUACUACAAAAACUCUGGCUAAAGCAGUUGUACAUACCAAGGCUGAAACCUUUGCCACUAUAUCAGGAGUUGCUUACUACAAGCCUAGUGAGAUUGAAUACACGGAGGAUUCCAAAUGUGAAAAAUAUGACUUUUUAUCAGAACUUUGCCAUGAGUGGGAAAGAGCAGCUGAACUUUCUACAAACUCCAACAUCCGACAAUUUACCAUACGAUCUGGUGUUGUACUAGGCAGAAAAGGUGGAAUGAUAGGUCAAAUUUUUCUACCAUUUUAUUUUGGCUUAGGGGGUCGUAUUGGUACUGGUAAACAGUAUAUGCCCUGGAUACACAUAAGGGACUUAAUCAAUCUAUUUCUCUUUGCAAUAGACACUAAAGAUGUCAGUGGAAUAUUAAAUGGUGUAGCACCUCAGAUUAUCACAAAUGAACAAUUCACAAAAGCAUUUGCAGCUGCACUUUGGCGACCAGCUGUGAUACCAGUUCCCACAUUCUUAUUAAACAUGGCUUUCCAUAAAGAACGAGCAAAGAUUAUGACCGAAGGUCAGAAAGUGAUACCAAAACGUGUCUUAGAUGCAGGAUACGAAUAUGAGUUUCCAAACAUCGAUGCAGCUUGUAAACAAUUUGCAAAGUUAAUAUACAUAGACGACUUGUUUUAAGCAAAAGUAUAUAAUAGUAAGUGAGUAAAAGUUUGCAAAGUUCAAAGAUGUCGCGAUCCCUCUAUAAAGUCAAUAGAGAUAUUGUUAUUUCUAGUUACGAAGUAACAUUAUUAAGUUUAAAGAAACUUAACAAACUACUAAGUUUCUUCACACCAUAAUUAAAAUAGACAUAAGUUGUUAGCUGACUAUUUAUUGUCAAAAAAGAAAAAAAGUAAUACAAAAAUAUACGUAUAUAUUACAAA